GGGAAGAGAAAUGGAAUCGAUUCAAUCUAGAUAGUACAAAAAGAAGAUAGACCACCCCGAUCUUACAGGCUCUGUUUACGGGAUCACAUAAAAAGGGUGAUCUAUAUGUCUCUAUACUCUAGACACAGUACACAGUAGAAUACGGUGGGGGUAAAGUGGUAUGGACGCGACACGUGAGGUCAUUCAUGACGUCAUACCCAUCCCGGCUCUUCCUCUCACUUCUUCCCUCUUGCUGCAUCCACCACCUCUCUCUCCCUCCCCUCCCUCCCUCUCUCUCUCUCUCUCGCUACAGUAUUCACCCCCGUGCUAAUCCUCAUCAUGCCCGACAUCUAUCCUGCCCUUCGCAAUCGCCGCAGCAAUGACCUCGCCCGUCUGGCCGACCAGCAUCUGCAGCACGACCUCCGCCCUCAGGACCGCGACGCCCUCAAGGCUGCAUCCCACAAGGUCGCCUUCUGGACCACCGUCGGCUCCGCUGUUGGCCUGGGGCUCGGUCUCUAUGCCGCCUUCCGUCUGAGAAGCUCGCGCAAGGCCUUCUUCGAGGUCUUUCGCGCCCGCGAGAAGCCCACCCAAGUCGUCUUCGCGGACGGUCGCACCGAGCCCAUCCCGGACAUCACCCCCCUGUUGAAGCCCACCACGCUCGGGGACUUCACCACCUACUUCUUUGCCGGCGCGGGAGGUCUGUUCUUGGGCGGCGAACUCGGGUUCCUUGGAGGCGCGGGCAGUGGAAGCCGCUGCAUCACCGCUGAUCCCGAGAGAAGACAAAGAAUCGAGACGGCGUUCCGGAAGUUCCGCGCAGAGGUGCUGCGAAAGGAGGCGGAUGAGUUGGAUCGCGGGCUGGAUGUAUCCGACCAGAUGUUCUAA
This is a messenger RNA of Aspergillus ibericus CBS 121593, 861 nucleotides long. RefSeq lists its product as uncharacterized. The coding region runs from base 319 to 861 and encodes 180 amino acids. The record is from RefSeq and is a predicted model, not a curated record. NCBI's taxonomy places the organism in Eukaryota, Fungi, Ascomycota, Eurotiomycetes, Eurotiales, Aspergillaceae. The transcript has 3 exons.